Molecule: messenger RNA, 1560 nt
Organism: Lactuca saligna
Lineage: Eukaryota; Viridiplantae; Streptophyta; Magnoliopsida; Asterales; Asteraceae
Source: the annotation of a GenBank genome assembly
AUGAGUUUCCGACUUCUUUCUCUUGGUCUUUGCUUUCUAGUGCUCUUUCAUGGCGGUUUGGCUCAGAUACAGCCACCCCGGAAACAACAGACACGUCUAAGUGGACGCUCUGAAUGCCAGAUCGACAGAAUCACCGCUAGAGAACCCAACCGCGUUGUGGAAUCGGAGGCCGGAGUGUCUGAGUUCUGGAUCCCCGAGGAGAACGACGAACUCGAGUGCGCCGGCGUAGAAGCAGUUCGUCAUACUAUUAACCCUAAAGGGCUUCUCUUGCCAUACUACCCAAGUGCACCGGAGCUUGCCUAUGUCGUCAGAGGCGAAGGUAUUCAGGGAACUGUGCUUCCAGGGUGCCCGGAAACAUUUGAGACAUCGUUUCCUUCGGAGGGUGGAAAAGGAGAGUUUUUUGACAAGCACCAGAAGGUUUACCGAUACAAAGAAGGUGAUAUAUUAGCGUUGCCUGCCGGAGUAGUUCACUGGACCUACAACGACGGCGACAGACCCAUUGUCACGAUUGUUCUUCGUGAUACAAGCAAUGUGGCUAACCAGCUCGAUCGAACCUUCAGGAAAUUCUUCCUCGCCGGAAACUCACAAAAUCAACAAGGACAACAAGGAGGCCGUGGCCAACAACAGCGCGGCCAGGAAACCAGGUGGGAGGUGCCGUCAGAAGGCCGCACACAGGGUGGCAAGAGACGGGAUGAUCCUCGCCGUGCUGAAGGUGGCCGGAGAAGGGGACAACAAGGACAAGAAGGCUCUAAUAUCUUCAAUGGUUUCGACGACCAGAUCCUUCAGGAGGUGUUUAAUGUUAACUACGAGACUGUGAGGCAACUAAAGGGACAAAACGACAACCGUGGAUUCAUCGUUCAAGCUGAUAAUUUCAGAGUCAUCACCCCAGAAAAGCAAGAACAAGGACGAGAACGACAACGAUCAUCACCUUCACGAGGAAAAAGUGGUCGUCGUGGUGGUGGAGUCGCCAACGGCUUUGAUGAAACCUUAUGCUCCGCCCAGUUGAGCGCCAACCUUGCCAACCCAACCCAUGCCGACGUGUACAACCCACGUGGCGGACGCGUCAGCAGUCUCAACAGCCACAAAUUCCCUGUCCUCGACUUGCUUCAACUUAGCGCCGAGAGAGGAAUCCUUUACAAGAAUGCUAUUCAUGCACCAUACUACAACUUAAACGCCCACAGUGUAAUCUACGUGACAAGUGGAAGCAGCCGUCUGCAAAUCGUGAAAAACGAUGGGUCAGCCGUGUUUGACGACUGGGUUCGCGAGGGUCAACUGAUCGUGGUGCCACAGAACUUUGCGGUGGUGAAGAAGGCCGGCGAGGAAGGAUGCGAGUGGGUGGCGUUCAAGACAAAUGACAAUGCGAUAACGAGCCAGUUGGCCGGACGUUUCUCGUUUGUGAGGGCACUACCAGAGGAGGUGUUGGUGAACUCGUAUGAUAUUUCACGAGAGCAAGCUAAGAGUUUGAAGUAUAACAGGCAAGAAGCUGUUGUUUUGAGUCCGAGGUCGACGAGUCCGAGAGAAACAGCGAAGAAUGCUUUGUUGAAUGUUCUUUUUGGUUAG